AUGUAUCCACGUUCUGGACCAUCGACAACAAUGCAAUCGUCUCAAUUCGAUUUUAGUGUUAAUGAUGUAUGUGAUCGUUUAGAAAAAGAAUUUUCUCAUAUUCAAGGCCAAUGUCAACAGCUACGUUUGGAAUGUGAAAAAUUAUCGCAAGAAAAGAAUGAAUUUCAACGACAAUACUUUCUUUACUACGAAAUGUCCUAUCGUUUAUCGUAUGAAAUGCAUAAACAAACAGAAAUCACGAAGAGACUUAUCAAUUUGUUACAUCAAAUAAUACCAUUUCUUACACCAGAACAACAGCAACAAGCCAUUCCGGCAUUGGAACGAGCAAAACAAGUGACAAUGAAUGAUUUAAAUAGCGCCAUCCAACAACAGUUUCAUGCCCAAGCAACAGCUGCCGCCUUGGCCGCGGCGAGCGCUGCUCAACAUCAAUCGCCACCAGCUACUGGCAAUUCAGUCGGUGGACCAACAACACCUGCGGGCACGCCACAUCUACAAUUACCUGGCAUGUUGCCCACAGGUGUUUCAGCUGCAAAUCUAGCAGGUUUGCCACCCGGAUUGUUGAGUUAUACAAGUGUUCUAAGUGGUUUAGCCAAUCAAUACGGAAAUAAUACGAGCACGGGAGCUUCUUCUACCACCACACCUACAACGACUUUAUCGUCUGCUGGUUUAAAGGAAGAAAAAGAUCCAACAAACUCAUCAUUUUCACCAAGCUUAAGACAAAAUAAUAAUUCGGUACAGAAUGAUAAAACCGGGCGAACUAGUACCCGUUCUCCGUUAUGCACACCGAAUUCGUCACAUAAUCAUCACUCUAAAUCCUCCACAAAUAAACAUCGUUCUUCUUCCUCAUCUUCAACGUCAAAUUUAUCAAAACAUCGUAGUUCACAUCAAACACAACGUCAUCAAUCUCAGACAGACUCUCGUAAUCAAGACAGACAACAAGAACGUCAACAACAACAAGCUGAUAUAAGCGAUAGUGAACGAAGUGAAGCGGGGGAUCUUGUUAUUGAUACAAGUGUUGGUCAGCAGCGAUCGACAUCUAGUCAUAGUGAACAAACAUCAACAAAAUCACAUAGUCAUCAUCAAAAUCAUAAUACCAAUAAUAAUCACCAUGAAAACAACAAUAAAGAAGGUAAAUCUCAUGCUAACGGCGGUUUGUUACUAUUAAACGGUGUGAAAACCGAAGCAUUAGAUGAUAACACAGCUCCCACCACAAGUCUUAUCUCAUCGAAUGGAAAUAAUUCUUUAACUCGCAAUCGACGUGACCGUAGUCCGAUGUCAGACAAAGAUUCACAGCGUAGCACACCAUCGUUAAAACGAGAGAGAACAACACCCGUAUCAAAAGCAGUAACACCAACAACGAGCGGUUCACAAGCACAAAUGAUGCCAACAGCUUCAUUGAUGCCGGCUGCUUUAGCUGGACGAAUAGGUAUGUGGUUUUAUCCAAUCUAUGAAUGUCACAAUGAAAGUGUGCCACCAGGAAGCUUUGGUUUCCCUGGAGCAUUCCCAACAUCAGCACAAGAAGCUCAAGCAUUAGCAGCUGCAGCCGCUUUCGGUCUGACACCAAAUGCUCUUCAUCAUUCAGGAGCGUUGAUGAACUCGCCAUUUGGACCGUCACCAUUUCAUGCAUUUUCUCAAGUGGAUGUUGCUGCAGCACAAGCGCUUAUGGCACAUCAACAUGGAUUAUUACAAUCUUCACAUCAACAACAACAAGCUGCAGCUGCUGCUGUAGCCGCUGCUCAACGAAAUGCCGGUGCUGGAGGUGGAAAUCAUUUGAUGAAUCAAGCCUAUUCAUUUUUUACAACGACGGAUCCAAACGGAAAUCAAAUAACAACACCAAUAACAAUGUCACCAGAAACAGCGUUAGGUGGUGUAAAUAUACCAAAUUCGGCGAGAGAAUUAGCAACAUUAUUACAUGGAGAAGUGGUUUGUGCUGUAACAAUCAGUGAACAAUCGAAACGAAUCUACACGGGUUGUGUUAAAGUCUGGGAUUUAAAACAAACCGGCGCCAUUCGUCAACCAUUAUGUAAUUUUAAAUGUUUGAAUGAUGACAGUUAUAUUCGAUUUUGUAAACUAUUGUCAGAUGAUCGAACUCUUGUUGUCGGUGGUGAAGCAAACAUUAUUUCAAUUUGUGAUCUAUCUUUCACACAAUCAUCAACGCCUAACAACAAUUCAUCACCGACAUCACAAUCACAAUCAUCGCUACAAUCACCACGUAUUAAAGGUGAAUUAAAAUUGAGUGCACCCGCUUGUUAUGCUUUAGCAAUUGGACCACAAGAUUCAAAAUUAUGUUAUUGUUGCUGUUCAGACGGUACAAUAGCCAUUUACGAUAUACAUAAUCAAGAAUUAAUUAAACAAUUUCAAGGACAUACAGAUGGAACAUCGUGUAUCGACAUAUGUCCAGAUGGAAAAAAAAUGUGGACAGGAGGACUUGAUAAUACUGUUCGUUGUUGGGAUAUAACAAGUGGUAAACAACAAGAAAUAUAUGAUUUUCAAUCACAAAUAUUUACACUUGGCUAUUGUCCAUCGGGUGAUUGGUUAGCUGUUGGAAUGGAAUCGAGUCAAGUUGAAUUAAUUAAUAUUAAUAAAAAACAAGAUAAAUAUACGUUGAAUUUACAUGAAUCAUGUGUUCUCUCAUUAAAAUUUUCCCAUCAAGGGAAAUGGUUUAUAUCAGCUGGCAAAGAUAACUUUAUUCAUGCGUGUAAAACACCACAAGGCUUUUUAUUAUUUCAAUCAAAAGAAUCUAGUUCAGUUUUAUGUUGUGACAUUUCAACAGAUGAUAGAUAUAUAUUAACCGGGUCAGGUGAUAAAAAAGCAACGUUAUACGAAGUUAUGUAUUAA
This is a messenger RNA of Didymodactylos carnosus, 2838 nucleotides long. NCBI's taxonomy places the organism in Eukaryota, Metazoa, Rotifera, Eurotatoria, Philodinida, Philodinidae. The record is from the annotation of a GenBank genome assembly.